Molecule: messenger RNA, 2147 nt
Organism: Salvia hispanica
Lineage: Eukaryota; Viridiplantae; Streptophyta; Magnoliopsida; Lamiales; Lamiaceae
Gene: HSP60-3A
Product: heat shock protein 60-3A
Biological process (GO): protein refolding
Molecular function (GO): ATP binding; ATP-dependent protein folding chaperone
Source: RefSeq, a predicted model, not a curated record
UUCUAAUUAAUUGAAGCUUAAACCCUAGACCCCAAAAUCUCCAAGCUGCCAUUUUUACUGAGACGUCUUCUCUCCGGCCUAAAAUUCCUUCGAAUUUCGCUACAAUCGUCAUGUACAGGAUCGGUGCAGCUGCCGUUGCUUCAUCAAUAAGGUCAUCUGCUUCGAGAAAUCUGAUUCGGAGUGGGGUUAUCUAUAGCAGAAAUUACGCUGCCAAGGAUGUUUGUUUCGGCGAUGGAGCUCGGGCAGCGAUGCUUGCCGGAGUUAAUGAGCUUGCCGAUGCUGUAAAAGUGACAAUGGGGCCGAAGGGUCGCAAUGUAAUUAUUGAGACAAAAGGAAACCCCAAGGUCACAAAGGAUGGUGUCACGGUAGCCAAAAGCAUUGAAUUUUCUGAUAAUGCCAAAAAUCUUGGAGCAAAUCUUGUGAAGCAGGUUGCGAAAGCAACUAAUAGUGUUGCUGGCGAUGGUACUACUUGUGCGACUGUCUUGGCUCAGGCAAUUUUCAGAGAAGGCUGCAAAUCAGUAGCUGCUGGUGUAAGUGUGAUGGACUUACGCAAGGGUAUAAACAUGGCUGUUGAGGCUGUUAUUGCUGACUUGAAGAGCAGAGCAAUCAUGAUUAGCACACCUGAAGAAAUUACACAGGUGGGCACGAUCUCUGCAAAUGGUGAGCGUGAGAUUGGUGAGCUCUUAGCUAGGGCUAUGGAGAAAGUUGGGAAGGAAGGCGUUAUUACCGUCUCUGACGGGAAUACCAUGGAUAAUGAAUUAGAAGUGGUAGAGGGGAUGAAGCUUGCCCGCGGAUACAUAUCACCUUAUUUUAUUACGGACUCAAAGACCCGGAAAUGUGAGCUUGAAAAUCCCUUGAUUCUAAUUCAUGAGAAGAAAAUUUCAGACAUGACUGCACUUGUGAGAGUUUUGGAGCUUGCUGUAAAGAGAAGUCGCCCUUUGCUAAUAGUUGCAGAAGAUGUGGAAAGUGAGGCACUUUCUAUGCUUAUAAUCAACAAACAUCGUGCAGGAUUAAAGGUUUGUGCUGUGAAAGCUCCUGGUUUUGGGGAUAACAAAAGAGCAAAUUUAGAAGAUCUUGCCAUUCUAACUGGAGCGGAGGUCAUUAGUGAAGAACAAGGAACGAGUCUAGAGAAAAUUCAGAUUGAUAUGCUUGGUUCUGCUAAACAGGUCACAGUAUCUCUUGAUGACACUUUAAUUCUACAUGGGGGUGGAGACAAGAAGUUGAUAGAGGAGAGGUGCGAGCAGUUAAGAACUGUCGUUGACAAGAGUAGUGCAAUGUUUGAUAAGGAGAAAGCACAAGAAAGAUUGUCAAAGUUGUCUGGUGGUGUUGCAGUAUUCAAGGUUGGAGGAGCUAGUGAAUCAGAAGUUGGAGAAAGGAAAGAUAGAGUGACGGAUGCUCUGAAUGCAACCAGGGCAGCUGUAGAAGAGGGCAUCAUUCCUGGGGGUGGUGUUGCCAUUUUGUAUGCCACGAGAAUUCUUAAAGAUCUGCAGACCAAGAAUGAAGAUGAAAAAAGAGGAGUCGAAAUAAUAGAGAAUGCUCUUAAGGCACCAACUUUGACCAUUGCCUCAAAUGCUGGUGCUGAUGCGGCACUAGUUAUUGGGAAACUAUUGGAACAGAAUGAUCCCAAUUUUGGCUAUGAUGCUGCUAAAGGUCAGUACGUUGACAUGGUGAAAGCUGGAAUCAUAGAUCCUGUAAAAGUUAUUAGAACAGCUUUGCAAGAUGCGGCCAGUGUCUCGUUGCUGUUGACCACAACUGAGGCAGCCGUUAUCGAUGCCCAAGGAACAGAAAACCCAUCUAAAAACCGCGUCCCAAAUAUGGAUGCUAUGUACUAAGUUGAUGUGCCAGAAACACCAAAUGAUGCAUUCAUUUAGCGAUGCAAGCAACCCAGGUCGAACACUGCUGGGAGUCAUUCUUACAAGAUGGCUUCAAUUCAUUGCUGUGGUGUUUGUCCACCUCUAUAUAUUUCUUCUUUUUUUUGAGACAUUUUGGUAGAUGAGAGUGGGGGUUAGGGGGUCAAUGUUCAUCCUUUGUAGUUAGAUGAACUUGAAAAACAGCCCCUUUGUGUUUUUCAGCAGGAAAUUACUACUUUACACAUUAUUGAAAUUUUUUUUGGGAUAUGGAAAAUGGUGAUGCACAUUAUAUCUGAA